Amblyraja radiata (thorny skate) is the source of this 999-nucleotide messenger RNA. RefSeq names its product hemicentin-2-like. Lineage: Eukaryota; Metazoa; Chordata; Chondrichthyes; Rajiformes; Rajidae. The coding region runs from base 16 to 756 and encodes 246 amino acids. Gene Ontology annotation, cellular component: cell-cell junction; membrane. The transcript is spliced from 4 exons. The record is from RefSeq and is a predicted model, not a curated record.
AACCGUGACAUUAUUAUGGAUCACAUCCCAAAUAUUGCCACAAUGGAACCAAGUGACCAGUUCAAGAACCGCUUACAGUUUUUUGCUUCUUCUGGUGGACUGAGAAUAAACGGAUUAAAAGCCAGUGACCAAGGAGAUUAUAUAUUUUCUGUGGAUGGACAAGAGUUCAGAGUAAUGCAAUUACUUCUCAAUGAUAAAAUAAAAGAAGUAAUUGGUGUCCUUGGUUCAUCAGUUUUAUUGGAUCCUGAACUCAAAGUUGAUCCCAGUAAGAAUUAUAUCAGUUGGACCUUCUAUGGCGACUAUAUUUUAAGUCACAUCCCGGGUCACAUCACAAUGGAACCAACUGACCAGUUCAAGUCCCGUUUGAAGUUUAAUCCUUCCAUGGGCACUCUGACGAUAAAUGAAUUACAACAUGGUGACGACGGAAAUUACACAUUUCUUAUAAAUAACGAAGAGAUAAAAAUAUUACGACUGCUUAUCUUUGAAAAACUGUCAGAUGUUUUGAUAUUGAAAGACAACAGAUCCUUGGGAUUCCUCAUCAAUCUCAGAUGUGACAUCACUGGAAAUCCUACUGAGUAUCAAUGGUGGAAAGAUGGAGGGGGAAUUUCCCAGCAUCACCAAUUUACAGAAGAGAACAGCACACUUGUUAUUACACGUAGUUUGGUCAGUGACUGUGGAACGUAUACCUGUAUCGCCAAAAAUCCCAUCAGCUCCAUCAAGCAAGAUUACAAUUUAAUUCUUCAUGUCAAAGACUAGGAUUCAAAGAAGAACUAUCAGUACUAGAAGCUGGUAAAAAUGGUGUCAAAAGAAGCAGUCAUUUGUACAAGCUAGAUCCGGUGCUGGAUGAUGGACUUCUGAGAUAGGCGGUUGCCAGAAUAGACCAGCGAUGCCUGAAGAGGCCAAACAUCCUAUCAGUGUCUCGAAGGACCUUCACAUAUCAACACUACUGUUACGACAUAUCCAUGAACAACUCGGACAUGGAAGAAGAAAUCAUAUGCC